GUCACUGGCGUCGAUGGCGUGGGUGGAUCUGGGACAUAUUUACUUUGAGAUCAAUGCCCCCCAGCACCACGUCCUGCUGCACAAGCAGCCAGGCACAGGCCAACGCCAGGCUCGACAGUGCUGCUGGAGGCUGCUGGCAAGUGUGCGCAGGCAGCGCAGCAGCUGGACUCGAUGAGUGUGCGUGCUUACAAUAUGCAGGGAGUGGUGGCGACGAUGCUCCAAUCAGCCGGCGAUUGCGCAACACGCGUUUAUUGUUGCGUCACGACUGGCGCCGGGCAGCGCGGUCCCAUGGGUGAAUCUGGGAUUCCUGUACUUGCAGAAUGACGAUGUGGAGCUGGCGAACAAGGCGUUCUCGCACGCGCAGAUUGUGGACCCCGAGUUCAUGCCCGCAUGGCUGGGCCAGGCGAUGAUUGCGGAGACGCUCGGGUAUGCGGACAGCAUGGUGCUGUUCGAGCACUGUCUGCUCUCGGCGGGCGUGUCAAAGGCUGUUGGGGAUUUUGGCUACGCCAAGCAAGUCUGGCAGGCGGCGGUUCGUAAGAAUGCAGGCGAUAAGACGUUGGCGCAGCAGCCUGUGAAGACUGGGAGUACUGGAGACCACGCGCUGCUCUCAGCCAGUGAGCAGAGCCGCCUGACGCUAGCCAUCUACGCAGCCCGCAGGUACGUCGAGCGCUCAGGAGAUGGCGAUGGCGCUGGUCAUCAUCUGCUGGGGCUGCUGCUUGAGCAGAACGCCCAGUACGAGGAUGCAGCAGACGCCUAUGCAGCGGCGCUUGCGCGCGUUGCGGAGACAAGCGACAGCAAGCGGAUAUGGAUUGGUCUUGCGCACCUGGGCCGUGCGCUGUGUAGUGCUGGGCGCUGCGCCGAGGCGUCCGAUGUCUAUGACAGAGCGGCCGAGCUGCAGGCGUCUGUGGAGAUCAACAGCCGGCAGGCUUUCUAUGCGACGCUGGGCCACAGCCUGGCGCUGUUUUUCGCUGAGCGGCUCGAGGAGAGCCUGGGGCUGUUUGAGCGGGCGCUGGAGCAGAGCGAGGCAGUGCCGGCGCUGCGGCCGGUGGUAGCGGUGAUGCUGGCGCAGGUCCUGUGGGCGCUGGGCAGCGAUGAGCACCGUAUGCUGGCCCGCCAGCACCUGCUGGAGGUGAUGGCUGACCACACAGGCUUCCUGCCAGGGCUGGCCACGCUGUUUGGCAUCGGGCUGCUGCAGGGGGACGGCGAUCUGAUAGCCGCCACUUUCCCGGAUGCCCAGCUGUGGGUGCUGCUGGCGCAGUUUGAGCUGCGGUGCGGCCAGCACACGCAGGCAAUGCAUGCGGCCAACUCGGCGCUGUCAGUGUUCAGCCAGGCCACCCGCGGCCAGUUCUCGUGGAGCGCUGCUCCUUCGCGUGCACUCAGCAACUCGGCCACGCUCGGAGUCGUUGUUGGCGCGUCGGCCGUCAGGGCAAUGGCUGCCGGCCCGGGUCAGCCCGCAGUGGCCAAGUCUGCCGCCAGGCGGGCAGUGAUGUAUCAGCCGUGGGCGGAGGCCGCGUGGAGUGCGCUGCGUGGCGACUGAAAUAAAGAGCCUGGAUGAGCUGAUAGAAACGAUAAAUCUCGCUGUGACCUGCAUCGCAUGCAGACGCUGCUGUAAUUAUACCCGCAUAAGGAGACUGCAGCUGUAGCAUCUCUCGCCCACCCCUCCUCAGAUCGGACUGAACAUGGUGUGGUGGCAGCGAGGAAACGUGUCGGCGAUUGCGUCUUUGUUGAUAUCUAUUUUUGCCAAGCGGCAGCACAAGAUGCGGUGGGCACCGGGGAAAUUAGGCUUC
Linderina pennispora is the source of this 1787-nucleotide messenger RNA. RefSeq lists its product as uncharacterized. The coding region runs from base 383 to 1537 and encodes 384 amino acids. The transcript is spliced from 3 exons. The record is from RefSeq and is a predicted model, not a curated record. NCBI's taxonomy places the organism in Eukaryota, Fungi, Kickxellomycota, Kickxellomycetes, Kickxellales, Kickxellaceae. Gene Ontology annotation, cellular component: Ski complex. Gene Ontology annotation, molecular function: protein binding.